AUGCCACUCUUCUUCCGGAAGCGGAAACCCAGUGAGGAGGCUCGGAAACGCCUGGAGUACCAGAUGUGUCUGGCAAAAGAAGCUGGAGCAGAUGACAUUCUUGAUAUCUCUAAAUGUGAGCUCUCCGAGAUUCCAUUUGGGGCUUUUGCAACAUGCAAAGUUCUGCAGAAGAAGGUGUUGAUCGUCCACACGAAUCUGCUCACCUCCCUGCUCCCUAAAUCCUGCAGCCUCCUGAGCCUCACCACCAUCAAGGUUCUGGAUCUUCAUGAUAACCAGCUGACAGCUCUUCCUGAAGACACAGGGCAGCUGACGGCCCUGCAGGUCUUGAACGUGGAAAGGAAUCAACUGACCUAUCUCCCACGUUCCAUUGGGAACCUGAUCCAGCUCCAGACCCUCAAUGUGAAAGACAACAGGCUGAAGGAGCUGCCGGACACGCUGGGAGAGCUCCGGAGCCUGCGCACUCUGGACAUCAGUGAGAAUGAGAUUCAGAGGCUGCCCCGGAUGCUGGCGCACGUCCGAACCCUGGAGACCCUGAGCCUCGACGUGUUGUCCAUGGUCUACCCCCCGCAGGAGGUGUGCAGCACGGGCACUGAGGCCAUUCAGCAGUUCCUCUGCAAAGAGUCAGGGCUGGAGUACUACCCCCCAUCUCAGUACCUGCUGCCAGUCCUGGAGCAGGAUGGAGCUGAGAACUCCCUGGACAGCCCCGACGGGCCCACGGACAGGCUCUGCAGGGAGGAGGAGGAGUGGCAGAAUAGGUUCUCAGACUAUGAGAAGAGGAAGGAACAGAAGAUGCUGGAGAAACUCGAGUUUGAACGGCGCCUGGAGCUCGGGCAGCGAGAGCACGCCCAGCUCCUCCAGCAGAGCAACAGCCAGAAGGAUGAGAUCCUUCAGACGGUCAAAGAGGAGCAGUCCCGGCUGGAGCAGGGCCUGAGUGAGCACCAGCGCUUCCUGGACGCAGAGCGUCGGCGGCUGCAGGAGCAACUGAAGCAGACAGAGCAGAGCAUUUCCAGCCGGAUCCAGAAGCUCCUGCAGGAGAACCAGAGGCAAAAGAAAAGUUCCGAGAUUCUGAAGUCUCUGGAAAACGAAAGAAUAAGAAUGGAGCGGUUGAUGUCCAUAACGCAGGAGGAGGCGGAGAGCCUGCGGCGCCGUGAGAUAGCCUCCGCCAUGCAGCAGAUGCUAACCGAAAGCUGUAAGAGCCGGCUCGUCCAGAUGGCCUAUGAGUCUCAGAGGCAGAACUUGGUCCAGCAGGCCUGCUCCAGCAUGGCUGACAUGGAAGAGCGGUUCCAGCAGAUUCUUUCGUGGCAACAGAUGGAUCAGAACAAAGCCAUCAGCCAGAUCCUGCAGGAGAGCGCGAUGCAGAAGGCAGCCUUCGAGGCUCUCCAGGUGAAGAAGGACCUGAUGCAUCGGCAGAUCCGAAAGCAGAUUAAGUUAAUAGAAACUGAGUUAUUGCAGCUGACACAGCUGGAGUUAAAGAGGAAAUCCCUGGACACAGAGGCACUGCAGGAGAUGAUCUCGGAGCAACGCUGGGCCCUGAGCUCGCUGCUCCAACAGCUGCUCAAGGAGAAGACGCAGCGAGAAGAGGAGCUCCGGGAGAUCCUGACAGAGUUAGAAGCCCAAAGCGAAACCAAGCAGGAGAAUUACUGGCUGAUUCAGUAUCAGCGGCUUUUGAACCAGAAACCCUUAUCCUUGAAGCUGCAGGAAGAAGGCCUGGAGCGCCCGCUGGUGGCCCUCCUGGUGGAGCUGUCGGCCGAGCACUACCUGCCCAUCUUCGCCCACCACCGCCUCUCACUGGCCAUGCUGAGCCAAAUGGGCCCUGCGGACCUGGCCAAGGUGGGCGUCUCGGAGGCUGGCCUGCAGCACGAUAUCCUGCGCAGAGCCCGGGAGCUGCUGGAUGCGGCCAGGACCCAGCCAGAGCUGCUGAGGCCUCCCGAGGGCAGGAUCUUGCCCACAGCCCCCGAGGAGCUGCCCGAGGCAGUGAGACCCUCGGCUCCCCCAGCAGAGCUGCUGCAGGUGCAGACCUCAGAGUGUGUGGUGUGCCUGGAACGGGAGGCCCAGAUGAUCUUCCUCAACUGCGGCCACGUCUGCUGCUGCCAGCAGUGCUGCCAGCCCCUGCGCAUCUGCCCGCUGUGCCGCCAGGACAUCGCCCAGCGCCUCCGCAUCUACCACAGCAGCUGA
This is a messenger RNA of Rangifer tarandus platyrhynchus (Svalbard reindeer), 2175 nucleotides long. Lineage: Eukaryota; Metazoa; Chordata; Mammalia; Artiodactyla; Cervidae. The record is from the annotation of a GenBank genome assembly.